AUGGUAAUGUUGUUGGAAUUAUCUUAUAAAGAAGUGUUCCCAAUCCCAAAUAAUGUCCAAAGGAUAUAAGAAAUAACAUAGCACAUGAUUCACCAUAUGAUGCUAGCGCUAAACCUAAACAUAGUACUCCAUUAGAUAUUGUUAAAUGUUUCUUAACUUUAAUGUGUUUCUGAAACAAAAAGUUACAAAUAAUUAUUAGUAAAUUAAGAAAGUUAAUAACAAUCUAAUAUCGUGGAAAGCACCACCUGCAUGAAAAUACACCAUAAAAAGAAUAAUAGGAUUAUUAAUGAUCGAUAUAGAUAAGAGAGUAUUAGCUGCCAAUAUUAAAAUAGGUUUGAGCAAUUUAAGAUCCAGAAAAUGUCGUUAAUAUAAUUAGAAAUAUAAUCUAAUAAUAUUAAGUAAAAUAACUCUUUAAAAUUCUUAUUUUUUUAUCUUCAUCAAUAUCGUCCAUAAUGUGGACUUAAUUUUUAUUUUCUGUUUAUCGUACUGUUUCCUAUUUAGCCAAAAAUGAAGACCCACAUAAUCGAACUAAAAUAGGAAAAAUUUAGAAAAUAUAACUGGUAGUGUUAUAAUGUUGAAUACCUAAUUUCAUCUAAAUGUUUGCUGAAUACGGAUCAAUUUUCUCAAAAUAAAUCUCACCAAUUACCUGGUUGA
Molecule: messenger RNA, 654 nt
Organism: Paramecium octaurelia
Lineage: Eukaryota; Ciliophora; Oligohymenophorea; Peniculida; Parameciidae
Source: the annotation of a GenBank genome assembly